Messenger RNA from Daldinia childiae, 3030 nucleotides. RefSeq names its product Factor arrest protein 11. Gene Ontology annotation, biological process: cytoskeleton organization. The record is from RefSeq and is a predicted model, not a curated record. The transcript is spliced from 7 exons. NCBI's taxonomy places the organism in Eukaryota, Fungi, Ascomycota, Sordariomycetes, Xylariales, Hypoxylaceae. Gene Ontology annotation, cellular component: cytosol. The coding region runs from base 1 to 3030 and encodes 1009 amino acids.
AUGAAUUCGUUGUGGUCGUCAAAAGCUGCCGAUGAUGGUGCUAAUGCAUCAAAGACAUCGGUGGACGUAACAGAUACAGGUGUUGCUGAUGUUGGACCUGGAAUAACAGGCGCAGCGUCUGGCCAACAACAAUCUAUGCGACCUCAGCUACAGCGAAACCAAAUCCAGUCAACUCCACCUGUACAGGCCGCAAACAACCAGCCACCUGACUCUCUCUCGCUAGCACAGCUACGACGCAUAGUAUCCGAAUUCCCUCGCUCUGAAGCUGCCGCGUAUGACUUUGAAUAUUCCGAUACAGGACCUCAUGAGGAGGAGAUUGACGAGUGGUUUGUCUAUCAACCUUGGCAAUGGAUUCGGCUAAACGCUGCUCAACGGGCUUUCGAGUGGCAGUGGGAGCACGACAUAGCAGCCAGGAAGGAUGAAAUUACUUGGGAUGAGGCAGAUGAUGAGGCUAGGACAAAUUUUAUCCUACAGGCACUAGACGGAGUUAGAGCUAGUGAUGCUGCCACACGCGGCGCUGCAAUAGGAAGACUUACGUAUAUCGUUUUGGGCCGGUGGAUAGACACUGCUGGUUCGCCUCAAGGCGACAGAACGAAUCCCCGAAGCGUUGCAACACCCGCCCAGCUUGCCGCAACGAAAUCUGGUGUCGAGUUGAUCGCAGAGUGGAACGGUAUUCUCGUUAUAUGGGGAGCUUUGCGCAGCGCAUUUGAGAUAUUAUGGCUGGAUGAACCUCAGAGACCGCAAGGCAGUAGCUUAGCCGAGGCACAGGACGAACUGAUGAAUUUAAUGACCAUAAUGUAUAUGUGUAUACAGGAAACGCUUAACGACCCGGAUGGAAUGGUAAUGGUUCACGAAAAGCUCUUGGAAUUAGAGCCUCAUCUCACAACAUUCAUGCUUACAGCUUCAGCUAAGCUACGAUGGCAAGAAGUAAAUGUUGUACCAGCUCCUCAGACGCUUUUGUUGUUAUGGAAGUGUAUUCUUCUGGAAUUCGGUGGAACGCCAGAGAUUGAAGAAACGAAAAGGGCCCUUAGGGAAACGGCUACUGACGACAAGGAAAAAGACCUGAUCAUGGCGACACCUCUCGACUAUCAUGUUUUUCGACAAGAGAUCACAUCAAAAUACCCUGCCUAUGUACCUCCUCAACCAAUAAUACCCCUUGAGGCAGACAACACCUCUCUCUUACCUCCGCUGCCCAACCAUCCUACUAGGAACAAUGGAUCGAAUGGUAUACUCCCUGCUCCUCCUGGGACGCAGAGUGGAGGCGCGUCUAUCCUUCACCAACCUGUUCACAUUGCGACCCCUGCGCCGUCUCCUCCCCCAUCUCCUGCUGCCGGUGGUAAAGGGGGUAAGAAACAAAAUUACCAAACCAACCAGAAUUUCCCUUUCAUGUACCCUCCAUUGGAUGCCACCAGUAAUAGCGCAGGAGGAAAGGGUGCUGCUGGCCUUCAAGAUUUCCUUGUUGGCCGGAAAUGGGAAGGCAGUGACGUGCCCGCAUCUAUUCUUGAGGCUGGCGAAUUGUUUUCGAAACGAGUGCGCAUGACCCGAGCUACAAGGCAGUUGUGGGAAGAGCGCGAGAAGUUUCAAAAAUUCGAGAGGGGUUGGGAUCCUUCGGAUGAUGACAUAGAAGACCUAGACCUGGAUGGUCUUAAUCUUGACGACGAUGUUGAUGAUGACAAACUUCUAGAAACUAUCGAGAAAAGAGAGAAGAAGGCGCGAGGCGCCGAGAUCGACUAUGGUCCGGACCCAAAUGUUGAUACGAGGGUCAAACGACGAUUAGAAGCCAUUGAAGCGUUCUACGCUGCUGCUUUGCCUCAACUGCAGUCAUUGAUUAUAGUUCUGAUGAAAAGCAUACUAUUCAAUGUCACUGCUUGCAUUGCUCUUCCUGCUAAUAACCAGCAGCAAUCACAAAUCCAGGGGGGUAACCAACCCCGCGUUAAUGGCGGCCCUGGUACAAAUCGAUCGCAGGAUAGUUCUAUGGGAGCUAACAGCUCGACCAACCCAGACGGUUCCGACAGUUCCUUGGAGGAUUUAGAUGCCGCUAGAUGUAGAGAGAUUGAAUCGAAAGCCGCUACGGGCAUCAUUCUCCUGCUUAUGAAAUGGCUCAAGAUCUCGCAUGUUUUAAAGUUUGAAUACUUGGCACAACUACUACUGGAUUCUAAUUAUCUUCCUUUGGUUCUCAAGUUGUUUGCACAUCAAGAUAUUCAACAGGUGGUCGAUAGUAAGACCGAUCGCCUUGAACACAGUUUCUUUCAGUUCUGCAACGAUCGUGCUCAUCCUCCAGAAAAGGUACCGCAAGAGCCGACAGAGAUCGACGGGCCAGAGGAGGAAAGCGAGGACGAUGCGGCGCCUCCACCCAUAAAACGGCGACGAUCGUUGCACGACCAAGUGGUCGAAAGUAGCGAGCUCGCGAACAAGACAGAAGGGCAGCUCCCCACUCGCCCUGAAGUAGACGAAUUAGGUUAUCCCGUAAACCCCCUGCCUAAGGAGCCUAUCACCGAUUUUUCGCGCCGAAAUUUCUUCGCCCUCAUCAAUUACCUGCGAAUCAUGCAGAAGAUCUGCAAGAACAAAGCGCACCGUAAUUUACUACUCGUACAGUACAAAUCGUCAAAUAUCAUAAGGAAAUCACUCAAGGUACCGCAAACCGAGUUGCGACUAUACACGCUCAAACUCUUCAAAAACCAGGUACCGUACUGUGGCCGUAAAUGGCGGCAAGGUAAUAUGCGUGUCAUCACAGCGAUAUAUUUGCAUUGCCGCCCAGAGCUCCGCGACGAAUGGCUGGCUGGUAGCGAUGUAGACGCGGAAGUUGAAGAAGCCCUGCCGCUCGAGCAAGCCCUCCGGAGCUUGACGCACUGGUUCAACGUCCGGAGGUACCCGGAUCAGAUGGCGGCAGAUAUUAGAGAGGCGUUACGAAACGAGCAAGACUUUUUUAAGCGCGAACUCGAGAAACUGGACGUGUGGGCCGAUGUCGGGCAAUUAGACAAUAUGAACGCCGAGUGGGAUCACGCUGGACACGGAUCUGCAUAUGGUUGA